Messenger RNA from Anthonomus grandis grandis, 10956 nucleotides. RefSeq lists its product as uncharacterized. The coding region runs from base 1048 to 2202 and encodes 384 amino acids. The record is from RefSeq and is a predicted model, not a curated record. NCBI's taxonomy places the organism in Eukaryota, Metazoa, Arthropoda, Insecta, Coleoptera, Curculionidae. The transcript has 2 exons.
UUCAACUACGGAAUAAUAUCAUGCAAAUAUAUCAUGCAAAGUUAAGUAGGUGUACAAUAGAAAUAAAUCUGUGAGUAUAUUCAAGCAUAUGCAAAAAAGGGAAAAUACAUUAUAGUUGAUACACCACUUAUUCAUAAAAUUUAAUUAUUGUUUAAGAUUAUAACACAUUUGCAAUUUACUUCUAAUACAAUUAACCAAUACUCAAAUAAAAGCUUAAGAAUAAUUGAAGGAGAAAAAAGAAAAAAGUACCCUAAUAAAAAUAUGUUUAUUAUACCAACCAAGUAACAUUACUAUCUAAUAUCCAAUUAUAAAUUUUAUGUUUAAUUUUAUUACAUGUUUUGUUCUGGAGUUCAAUGGGACAUAGACUUUUGCUGAGGAAUAGGUUCUUUGACAUUUAGUUUUUGAGAUUUUGGGGAUAAUAAAAUUUCCAUUCAGAGCUGUUGACAAUGAGAUAUAAAAUGUAGGUAUUGCACGUUUUUACACAAGAGCCUAACUACAGCUUUCCAGUAAAUUUAAUCAAGUCAUCGUCAAGUCACAUCAUCGGCGUUGACGUCAAAUAAAGAAAACAACAAUGGCUUAAAACAAGCAAAUCAUCCUAUAAUCUCCCUCAAAUCGGUUAAUGCAGGCAUAAUUGAGGCCCAAACAAUCAAUAAGAUGAAGCAGCUACAACAACUGGGAAGACAAGAGUCCAGAGAUGGAGAGUGGCAAGUAUCCCGACCACGAAAAUCUCGACGGUUUGUUGUGGGGCGCAAUGAUGAGCAAAACCAAAUACAAGCAGUCCCAAAAUUCUCAUCGCUGUAUGUAACCAGAUUAGCCCCUGGUACGAAGCCAGAGGAGCUGCAGGCCUUCCUUCUUUUUGUUGUUUUGUGUUGCCGUUUUUUGUAAAGAAAAGGGUGUUACCAACUCAGGCGGAUCCUUAGAUCAGACGAAACAUCAGGUUACCACUCUACAUUUACAACUGAAGAAUAUGAUAUAAUCACUUUAACCGAAACCUGGCUCACAGAUGGUUUCCAUGAUGCAGAGCUGUUAGACAACAGAUAUAGUAUAAUGAGAAGUGACAGGAAAGAUGGUCAAAGGGGAGGUGGGAUUCUUGUAGGAGCUAAGAAGAACUUGGACAUGAAGCUCGUCCCCAUUAAUAUCCCUGAGGAUUCUAGUCUUGAGUGCUUACUGGUAAAAAUUACAAUUAAAAAGAAAUAUUUUUAUUUAUGUGCAGUCUAUAUUCCACCAAAUGCAAAUGUUGAUAUAUAUGUGCAACUUUUUAACCUCUUUGAAUGUAUCUUAGAUAAGGAUGUAAAUAUAAUUAUCUUAGGAGAUUUUAACCUACCAUUCUAUGUAACAGAAGGCUGUGAGAAAAGUAAGUUGAUAAAUAAGUUUUUAAAUUUUUAUAAUUUAGACCAGGAUAUUAAUGUCUUUAACAAAAUGAAAAGAAAACUGGAUCUUGUACUAUCUAAUAUGCAAUUAACUAAUUUAGAACACUGUGGUAAUCCAAUUCUUGAUGAAGAUCAAUACCAUCCUGCUUUAAGUAUGGUUUUGCCGAUAUCUUUGAAUCACAUAAAAAAUCAUCAUUACAUUAACUAUGAAUAUAUUUAUGACUAUUCAAUAGGCGACUUUUAUAGGUUGUAUACAUUAUUGAGGGAACUUAAUUGGGCAGAACUUGAAAGGGCUGACAAUGUUGACAUGUGCACUCAUGUGUUCUAUCAAAAGGUUUAUGAAUGCUUAGACCUGGCAAUACCCAGAAAAAAAGUUAAAAUAGGCACUCGAAAACUCAAAAGUUUUCCAAAAUACUUCUCUCAAAAACUAAAGAAAAAUAUUAAGUUAAAGACACAUCUGCAUAGACAAAUUAAAAAAGGCACUGCCAAUUUUCAAAUUAGGAAUGAAUAUAGCAAAAUUAGAAGUACAGUGAAAUAUCAAACUGCACAUGAGCUUCGAACUUAUCAUGAGAAUAUCGAGAGAAAUGUCAAAACUAACCCAAAUAGCUUUUGGGAUUUUGUCAGGUCUGGGCGUUCAAGACCUGGUGUUCCGGCUGAGGUAUGCUAUGGAGAGUGUACUGUUAGAGGUGCUCAGGAAAUAGCUGACACAUUUGCAUUAUAUUUUAGCUCAGUAUUUCAACAGUCUGAAAAACCUAACUUUGAUAAAUCUAGUGGCAACUUUUCAUUCUCCAAGAUCUCUGUUUGGGGGGCUCCUUUUGGAAAGGACAAAUAAUAGGUAUUGAAGGACCAGCGUGAACUUCACACGCAAAAGAAAAUAAGAAAAAGAAAACAAUUACAAAUUUACGGCGUCAAUAACGACUUACCUGACACUCGAUUAAUUGGUAUACUGUAGAACUGUAGAUUAUGGUUGGCCGGCCAGUUUUCUCAUCACACACGCUAUUCUAUGUUUCGAUGCGUAUCGUACGAUGGUACCGAUCAAAAAGCCCGUCUCUCGCGGGAGGAAGCGUGCACCUGUCCAAGCCAUCAUUGACGCAUGCACGCGGAUAUGGAUUGUUAUUGGUCAAUUAAAAUAAUCAAUACUUCUAACAAAAUUGGCGGUGCAUUCAAAUACCCUUUAAAUUUGCCAAUUCCAAACAUUCCGCCCACCAAAAAAUAGAUUUUUUUCUCUUAGGCAACUUAAAAGGUCAAGUGUGUAAUCACACCUGAUAAGGAUUUCCAUAGCAAAACUCCUCAAUAAACAACAAAAUAAAAAUGGUUAGCUAAUUCAAAUUAUAAUUUCAUCCAUUGGUAGAACAACACACAACCGAGAAAAUAAUGAAAAAAGGAAAAAAAAAGGAAAUAAUAAAAUAAACAAAGAAUGGUCUCAAACUUAUUGAGAUGGCAAAGGAUCCAGGGGUCGGUCCAAUAGUCCUUUCGUUGUACGAAUUUGCACAACUCUGGGAACGUUAUCGGGACUGGAGUAAAUCCUUUCCAGCCUACCAAUAAGCCAAUUAAGAGGGGGUUGGUUAUUGUCUUUGAUUACGACAAGAGAGCCAACUUUUGGACAACGGUCAGGGAGAGUCCAUUUAUUGCGUUGUUGCAAUCGAUUUAGGUAUUCCAAAGACCAACGUUUCCAGAAGCUUUGGUGCAAUUGCUGAAUCAAUUGCCAACGUUUCAGUCGAUGAAAAGGGAUAUCGAUUAGUGCCUCAUCAGGAGGGGCGGUAAGAGCUUCCAUGGUCAGGAAAUGACCAGGAGUCAGACACUCUAAAUCAUUGGGGUUGGAACUCAUCUCACAGAGUGGUCUGGAAUUCAAAAUGGCUUCACAUUGCGCCAAAACAGUGGACAUUUCCUCAAAGGAUAAUACUUGUUGACCUAUCACUCUCGCAAGAUGCGCUUUAACCGAUUUAACACCUGCCUCCCACAGGCCUCCGAAGUGUGGUGCGGAAGGCGGAUUAAAGUGCCAUUGAAUAUGCAACGUUUCCGCCGAACCCUGCAGAUAGGACAAAAGCAUUCGGGAAGCACCUAUAAAAUUGGUGCCUUGGUCACUGUACAUAUCAGAGCAUCUGCCACGACGUGAAACAAAGCGUCUAAAUGCCGCUAAAAAGCAUUCAGAGGACAAAUCGGACGCUACUUCUAGGUGUAGGGCUUUGGUAACCAUGCACACAAACAGACAUAUAUAGCCCUUUUGGCUUUGAACACCUCUACGCCUAGACAUGGUAAGUGGUAUGGGGCCCAUAUAAUCCACUCCACACUGUGAAAAUGGUUUAACUUGGGAAAUACGAACUUUGGGUAUAUCACUCAUGAAGGGGGAAAACGGAAUUGGUUUCACUCUAUGACAUCUAAAACAUUGGGAUAGGACAGAAUUUACGGCUCUACCAAUAGAUAAGAUCCAAAAUUGCCGUCUUAAAAGAUAUUGUAAAAGACGUGGACCAGGAUGGCCAUGAUCUUUAUGAAACAUUUCAAUAAUUAACGAGGUCAAUCGAUGAUCUCUGGGAAGAAGCAUGGGAUGCUUGGCAUCAAAUGGUAAAUCAGAAUGGCGCAGACGUCCGCCCACCCUGACGACUCCAUGGGAGUCCAAAAACGGGGCAAGUUUUCUAAAGGGUUUAGGGGUAGCUAAAUUGGUUUUUAGGCAUUUAAUUUCCUCAACAAAGACUUUGUCUUGGACAGAUUUAACAAUGAUACAAGUAGCUUGAUAUAUCUCAUCAGCACUUAAACUUUGGGAUAAGGGAAGUGAUCUUUUCUUUAGACCUUUAUCCCGGAACCGUAUACAAUAUGCUACGAUGUGUUGAACAGUUUUUAAGGAAGAAAACCGCUCAAGCAGCCUAAUUACAACACAUGAAUUUUCUGGUAUGGUUAAAUUACAAGUAACUUUGCGUUCUUCUUGAAGCGCAAUCGGAUUAUCCUUUGGAUCGAACUCUAAAGGGGUUGGCCAGAGUUCGUGAGACAACUUUAACCAUGGGGGGCCAUUGAACCAUAACGGAUGGUCAAGCAAUUGCUUGGGCAACAAACUACGAGAAAGGCAAUCAGCAGGGUUUCCUACACCACUGAUGUGAAACCACCUAUUGGGAGGAAUUCUAUCUUGGAUCUGCUGAACACGAUUGGCUACGAAAGUCUUAAGCCGGGAAGGAUGACUUUUAAUCCAAUACAAGGCUACACUGGAGUCAGACCAAGCAUAGAUUCUGUCAAAUUUAAUGGGAGAAUUGGUAAUCACAAAAUGCAUCAAAUUGGAAAGAAGCAAGGCUGCACAUGUCUCCAAUCGGGGAACGGAUAGAACCUUUAAAGGACACACCUUACUUUUUGCGCAUAGUAAAUUUACAUGUACGUUACCUUCAGAAUCAAUUUGUCUCAUGUAUAAGACACCACCAUAGGCUAACAAAGAUGCAUCACAAUAACCAUGUAAUUCAGUGCAAACAGCAUCAGAAAUAGUUACGUGACGUGGAAUCGCAAAUGAGGAUAAUAAAGGAAGUUGGGAGACAUACACUUGCCAUUGGCUAAUGACAUCUGAAGUAGGAACUUCAUCCCAUCCAACGCCUUGAAUCCAAAGACGCUGAAUAAGGCACUUGGCAACUAAUACAACUGAAGCUACAAACCCUAAUGGAUCAUAAAUCUUGGCUAUUUCGGACAAGAUAACUCUUUUGGUGCACUCACGCGCGAUUGGUUUUACCGAAUAGGAAAAUACAUCUAACACUGGGUUCCACUGUAACCCCAGAAUUUUUAAGGUACAAUUGGCAUUGUCAUUAAAGGAGAUAUUGUGUUGAUGUGAUUCAGGCACUAGGGAUAACAACUUCUUACAAUUAGAGGUCCACUUUCGAAGCUCAAACCCACCGCAAAAGAGUAAAUCUGUUAAUUGCUUCUGAAGUUCUAAGAUUCCUUUAACUGAAUGACCAAGACCAAUUAUAUCAUCCACGUAAGUUGACUUUAAAAGAAUGUCACGAGCAAGGGGGAAUUCUUUUCCAUAAUCCUUGGCUAAUUGGUGUAAGGUUCGGAUUGCCAAAUAUGGACUACAAUUUAGACCAUAAGUGACAGUACACAAGGUAUAUUCUUGAAUAGGGUUUGAAGGAUCAAACCUCCAUAAAAUCUUUUGGUAUUUUAAAUCUUGUUCAUGGAUGCCGAUCAUUCUAUACAUUUGGCGAAUAUCGGUGCUAAACACAAUGGGGAAAAAUCUAAAGGUUAACAAAAUGGUAACAAUAUCGUUUUGGAGUUUUGGACCUGGCAAUAAAACAUCAUUUAAGCUAAGGUUAUUAGAGCCUUUUGAGGAUCCGUCAAAUACAACUCUAAUUUUAGUAGUUCCACUGUCAUCUUUGACAACACAAUGGUGAGGAAAAUAAUAUGAAAGAUUGUCAGCGGAAGUACAGGGUAUCAUGUGGUUUUGAUCCAAAUAAUCUUGCAUAAAAUCGUAAUACAAGCUUCGAAGACUUGGAUUUCUAAUCAAUCUGUUCUCCAACAAAUUGAAACGUCUCAAGGCUUGAUGUCUGGUAUCACCCAAGUCAAUGUCUGGUUGCUUAAAGGGAAGACGCACUACAUAGCGUCCAUCAGGUUUUUGAGAACAAGUGGAAACAAAGAAAUCUUCACAUUUCUGUUCCUCAGGACUCAAGAGAACCUUAUCUGGAACAUCCUCAAGCUCCCAAAAUUUAUGCAAAUUGAUAUCAAGAGGACUUUCAACUGGGAUGGUACUUGGCACAUAGGUACACAAUGACACAAAUUCAUUAGUGGGAGUAUUAUUGCCACCUAUUAAAAUCCAUCCAAAUAUGGUUUUAAUAGCACAUGGACUACCAUUGAUACUUUUCCUAAAACCUGGGAGAAUAAUCUCAGAAAACAAAGGAACACCUAGGAGCAAAUCUAUACCAUGGGGUACAGCAAAAUUCUUGUCGGCUAAUUCAAGACCUCUCAAAUGUUUCCACUUGGAGGGAUUAAUUGGAAAGGUUGGGGUAUUUUCACAAAUGGAAUGCACAACAAUUGCUUCAAAUUCCAAACAUGGGCCAGUUGUGGACAAAACCUUUAGCUUAACUGUACCUAAUGACGAAGCUGUAGACAUAUUGUUUAUGCCUUGAAUAGGAAUUUGGCUAGGUGUAAUGGGUAGAGCAAGUUGCUGUACACAAGAUAAGGUCACAAAAUUAGCCACACUAGCACAGUCAAGCAUAGCACGACAAGGAAACAAAUCUUGAGAAAUAUUGUACACUGAUAUUUCAGCUGUAGCAAACAAAGUAGGUUCUUCAUGGGAAAGCACACUUGUCAAGCAAGGCACUACAAACCUUGGUUCCAAGACAUCUAGGAACACUAUGAGUCCUGGAGAAACAAUUGAAACACAUAUGCUGCUGUUUAACAAAGGAAUAUCUUACUGAAACCUCUGCUUCAAUAAACUUGGUACACUUUACAAGGGGGUGUGAACUCAGGUUGCAGAACAAACAUUUCUGCUCGGUAUUCUAUGAUAUAUCUAUUCUAUAGAUUCUAUAGUAUAUCUCUGAAAUGCAAAUUCAAGCAGCCAUUAAGAGAUUAAAAUCAAAAAAGGUCACUGGCAAUGAUAGUAUCCCCUCAUACGUUUAUAAAGCUGUUCUGAUAUCUUGUGCACUCCAUUAAAAACCAUUUUUAAUUUGUGUCUAAAAACAAACACAUUUCCAGAAGUGCUUAAAUAUGCUUUGGUUACUCCAAUCCUCAAAUCAGGAGAUAAUUCUUUGGUUGACAACUACAGACCAAUUAGCGUUCUUAAUUCUCUCGCAAAAAUUUUUGAAAACAUUUUAUACCAAGAUAUUUUGAGCUCUUUCAUGAAUAAAUUCUCUCAGCAACAACAUGGAUUUCUACCAGAUGCCUCAACUGUCACCAACCUCAGCACUUUGACUGAGGCAGCUGCCAAUGCAGUAGAUAGCCAAGAGCAGCUAGAUGUUGUCUUGACAGAUUGUGCAAAGGCUUUUGAUCGGGUUGACCAUGUGCUGUUGGUGAAUAAGUUGGGUAAAUUUGGUUUCUCGCUGAAAGCAUGUAGGUUUAUGGUAUCUUAUCUUACCGGAAGGCCUCAGCAAGUUAAAGUUGGUAAAAAAUUGUCAAAUAUAUAUAUAUAGUAACAUCUGGGGUGCCUCAGGGCAGUAACCUUGGGCCUCUCUUAUUUCUAAUUUUUCUGAACGAUUUGCCAAACUGUAUAAGCAUGUCUCGUGUUUGCUGAUGAUUUUAAAUUAUUUAUGCACAUAACAUCUCUUAUUGAUUGUCUUGAGCUGCAAAUUGAUUUGAACUUGGUGGCCCAGUGGUUCAGAGAAAAUAAAAUGUCAUUAAACAUAGAUAAAUGUAAAAUUCUAACCUUCACAAGAAAAAUGCAAUUUAUAAAUUUUGAUUACAAAAUUGAUAAUUUAUCUUUAACUAGGAAAAGUAAAUUUAGGGAUCUUGGAGUCUGUUUUCAAACAAAUCUCAAAUUUAAGCAACACUAUGAAACUAUUGUAAACAAAGCAUAUAAGCUUCUUGGUUUUGUAAUAAGAAAUACAAAACAUUUUAAAGAAAUAAAAUUAAUAAUAAUUCUGUACAACUCACUGGUCAGACCGAUCUUGGAGUAUGCCUCAGUUAUCUGGGCACCUAAAGCAAUGGUGCAUAUUAAUAUGAUUGAAAGGGUCCAAAAAAAUAUAUUUUUAAGAUACUUGUACUUAAGAACACAUAAUGCAUAUCCUUAUAUGAUCUCCUAUAAUAGUAUGCUAAUUGAAUUUAAAAUGGUACGAUUGAGUGUUAGGCGUAAUAUGAAUGAUGUCUUAUUUAUUUACUACAUAACUAACAACUUAAAAUAUAAGAACUGUUCUUUAAUUAAUCAUCUAUCAUUUGCUGUUCCUAAAAUCAAUUUGAGAAUAAGAAAUAACAAUCUUUUCCAGUGUUCACCCUCAAGUUGUUCGCCAUUUAAUAGAAUGAUGCAAGAAUGUAAUAAUUAUAUACAAAAAUAUGAUAUAGAUCUCUUUAAUAUUAGUAUUCGCCAAAUUAAGACUGAUUUUGUAUCCUUAUCUGAUUAAUCAUUUACUUGUUAAUCUGUUCUUUUUGUUUUUGAUUUUUAAUUGUAAGUAGGUGUAUUUUAUUAAAUGUUGUUAGUUUUAGUGUCGGUUUAGUUUCAUCAUUAUUAUUGGUUUUCCUUUUUCUUUCUGCAAGCCAGUAAGCACUCCCACAUAUAAUUACAUUUCAAAUGUGUUUGUAAGAGUAUAAAUAAAUAAAUAAGUUUCAACAAGUUAGCCUCUAUAUACAGUGCCGGCCAAAAGUGGAGAAACUUUUAAUAUUUUUAUUUUUUUUUUAUUAAAACUAAUUCGAAGUAAUUGUAAGUAAUGUUUAUAGUUAUAUCUAGUAGUGACGAAAAUAAUUAGAAAAAAAAAUUGAAAACAAAUAAUUUAUUACAAAAUAUGCAAACAAAAUUUAUUUUCUCUAAGGACAAAAAUGGAGAAACUUUUCAUUUUUAUGACAUAAUUAUGUUAUAAUACAAAAUGUGGAUAAAAGCACACUAAUACUUUGUGGCAUAACCGUUAUUCUUCACAACUUCACUACACCAUCUUGGCAUAGAUUCAAGAAGAUUGUGUAUAAUAUCUCCGGAAAUUUCACUCCAUGUUUCUUUUAGGACUUGGAAUAAUUUCGUCUUUACUUUGGAACUUAUUCGGAUUUUUUUGUCGAACUUUUUGUCUAGGUGCUCCCACAAGUUCUUGAUGGGAUUUAAAUCUGGACUUUGAGCUGGCCACUUCAGAACUUGAAUUUGUUGAGAGGUUAGGAAAUUUUUUACAAUUUUAGAAGUGUGCUUGGGGUCGUUAUCAUGCUGGAAUUUCCAAAUUAACGGCAAAUUAUCCUCGGCGUAGGGAAGCAUAUUAUUUUUAUUUUUUAUUUUUUUUUUUAUUUAUUUGGAGGGAUCAGUACACCCUGACUCCCUGCCACAUUUAUUUACAGUAAUUUUAUAAAAAGAAAAAUUAUGUACGAACAAAAAAAAAUAUAUAUAUUAUUACACUGUAUCUAUCUUAAAUUAACGCCUAGGUGUUCAUAACACACCUGUGUGCGCUGUUGUUUCAAAAAAAAGUUGGUUCUAUUUUUCGAAUUAUAAUAAACUUGCUUAACUAACCUUAAAACUAUUGUGAUAAAUCCUGCUCUCGAUUUUAUAUUUUUUUGUCCUAGUUUUAAAUGAAAUAUUUUUGUCCUUUUAGUCCUAAACACCUACGUCUCUCAACAAUUGCAUAACACUUGUAUUCCUUAAGAUGUUUAGAUAAUAUUGGCUAUUCAUGAUCCCAUCUAUUCUCACCAGUGGGCCAACGCCAUGCCCGGAAAAACAUUCCCACACCAACACAUUACCGCCUCCAUGUUUGAUUGUGGGAAUAGUGUACUUUGGGUUGAAUUUGUCAUUCUCCGGACGUCUAACCCAUCUCAUACCAUCUGACCCAAAUAAAUUGAACUUACUUUCAUCUGACCAUAAAACGUUUUUCCAUUGAUUAUAGGUCCAAUGUAAGUGUUCUUUUGCCAAUCUUAAACGAAUUCGUCUAUUUUUCGUUGAAAUGAAAGGUUUUUUUACCGGUCUCCUGGCUUUUAAGUUGGCGUCACAUAAUAAUAUAUAAUAAAUGGCGUCUUCGAAUAGAUCGACCUGAAAGGGAAAUGCUGUGAUAUGCCUUUUUUAUAUCUUCGGCGGAGAAAAAUGGAUUUCUUAUCAUCGUUAGAACAUCGUCUAAUUAGCUUGUCAUUUGCAGAUGUUGUUUUUUUGGGUCUACCUGGCUUGGAGAUGCUGGCAGUAGUGCCUCUAGUUUGCCACAAUUUGAUUUGUUUACAAAUGACACUUUUAUGAAGAUCAAGUGCUCUAGCGAUUGUUACUUGUUUCACUCCCGCAUUGUGCUUCUCAAUUAUAAGUUUUUUUAUUUGUUCAGAUAAAUGUAUACCUCAAGGCAUUUUAAUACUAAAUAGGCUUCUUCACAAUCGAAAACGAACUGCUUCAAACGAGACCUAUUUAAUUUAAAAUAUUUAAUACAAAAAGUUUCUCUAUUUAUGUCCUCAAGUAAAAAAAACAUUGAUGACUAUUUACAUUCCUGUGAUAAAUAUUCAAACUGUUUUGGUAUGAAUUUAUGGCUUAGGCUAAGAUAAACAUUUUUAAUACAUGGUGUCACAAAAAUUUUGAAUAGAUUAUUAUAUUAGAAAAUAAAUUAAAAGUUUCUCUACUUUUGGCCGGCACUGUAGAUAACUUUGGUUUGGUAAAAAUUACCUUUAAGAUAUUGUAUUUCUGGGUAAUCACAAGGGCUUCAGAAUGGUUCUGCUCCAUUUUGUUAUGCAGUAAUUUAAAAUUGAUUCUACCAAGGCUUCAUAGAUCGUCAUUACGGUUAUUGUCUUAACUGACAAAAUUUAUAAGUUUACUAGUAAAAAUUUAUUCAAUAUAGUGCAACACUAGAUCUUCAUCUAAAGUAACACCUAAAUAUUUUAUCUUUGUCUGUCUUUUUAUUUGUUGGCUGCAGAGACAACAACAAAAAGCAAACAAACAAGAAUAAAGUUAACCCAAGUUGCAUUGCAAGUAUUGUAAACCCUCUUGUAGGUUUACAAUACUUGCAAUUAACAAUGCUUCAUGAUAAAAUUCUUU